AAUAUUUCUUUUGUCUUUUUACACAAAGACAUUCCCCUAAAAUCUCUCUUGUUCUUGACUCACUUCUACUUCAACCUUCUCUGUUCUUUCCAAACUCUUUGAGCACAAAUGGGUUGCUGUCUUAGCAAAAAACCUUCUCCUUCCUCUAAUGUCACCUCCUCUACUAUUAUUAGAUCCCCAGAUCCCACCAUCAAACCCAAGAUUGAGCCAAUAGAAGAAACAAAACCCAAAUUUCAGAAACUGAAUCAAGAAGAAGAAGUUCCAAAAAAAGAAGCUUUGGUGAUAAAACACAGAAGAAGCCAUGAAGAGAGAUCCAAGAAGACAGAUUCAGAUAAAGACUCUCCAGUUUCGUCUCCUGUAGCUGCUGAGAAACCGAACUCUACAACACCUGUCGUGAGGAUCUCGAGCUGUACUAAAGAAGAAGUCGAUGCUAUAUUAAUACACUGUGGGAAGCUGAGUAGAAGCAACUCUGCUGCUAAAACAAGAAGAUACUCUGCUUCAAAGAGAAGUUUUGAUUUUGACCAAAACGGCGGCGAUGAUGCGGCGGUGGAGGUGGAAGAGGCUGAGAUGCAGACUCACCGGAACCGUCACCAUGGAGUUGAGAGAGUGAACGGUUCGCCACGGGAACGAAGAAGACGAACUCCGAGUAGAGAAAGGGAUGAUUCGAGGAGUUACCGAUCCGGAAGCAGAGAAAGAGGAAACAACGGCGGUGGUAGCAGCAGGCGAGUGAGUAGAUCUCCGGCGAAACGAUCGGAGUUUCCAAAUGUUAACAACAACAGACCGGGAAAGUUUGUUACGAUUCCGGCGACUGAUAAGAGUAACAACGUAGAGCCGUCGGUUAAACGGGUUACUACGGUUAAGAGAAACAUCGGAGACGCUUGUAGAAUCGCAGCGUCUCCGAGAUCAAAGUCUCCGGCAAGAACGGGUCCCUCGCUUAGCCGGAGCAAUUCAAGAAAGGCGGAGCAAUCCCCGUAUAGACGAAAUCCAUUAGGAGAGAUUGAUCAAAACUCAUCAAGAAUCGGAUCUUGUAACAACAACAACAACAAGACGAUAGAGUCUCUAAAACCUAAUCCAAGAACUAGUAGAGCUGCUAGCCCGAGUAGUCGCCCCGCAGCAGUUGUAGAACCUCCUCAAGUUGUGUUAAGGAGAAGCAGAUCGGUGAGGAAGUCUCGAGAUUUCGAUAUGGUAUCGAACGAAGAUAACAAUUACACAGCAUUGUUGUUGAAAGAUAUUAAGAAUUUUCAUGGGAAGAGUGUUGUUGAAGACCACUCGGUUGCGUUGUUGCCUUUAUGUGUUACUAAAGCUUGUUCCAUUGUUGAAGCAGUGGCUGAUCUUAACUCUAUGGCUAACAACAACAACUCCGAUUCGAGCCGGUUUAGAUUCACAUCGACGGCUAAGAAAGCGGAUUUGAUGGAACCGAGUUUUGAAAAGUAUGUGACUCUGAAGAGAGGUGGUUCGUUGGAGGAAUCAUCAGGCAGCAACAAUGUUACAUGACUCUUCUUUAGGCAAUAAUGACAUAAACUCGUGUUGUUGUGGUUUAAGUUUUAAUAAGGAGACAUUGUUGUUUAUUUGCUCAUAUAUUUCAAUGAAUUUUUUUUUCUCUUCUUGUUAUGACAAUUUUUGGGAGGUUUAAUGGUUAAAUUGUC
Camelina sativa (false flax) is the source of this 1646-nucleotide messenger RNA. The record is from RefSeq and is a predicted model, not a curated record. Lineage: Eukaryota; Viridiplantae; Streptophyta; Magnoliopsida; Brassicales; Brassicaceae.